AGGCCGGCCUAAAUAAGAUCAAGGAACGGGGGGGGGAUUUUCUUGGAAUAAUUGGGGCCAUCCCGGCUCCAGACCAACGCUGGCUCACCCUCCCCCUUAUUUCUCUCCGCACCGGCAAGGGGGCUAUAGGCCCUCCUCAUUAUAGACGGCAGAUGGGGACCCCAGAUUUCCCUCUCCACUAGGCCCUCCCCCGCGACUUUAGAUACAAGGCCCAGAGUCCGCGUUCUUGGCCUGGGGGUCAGAGGACGGGGGAGAGCCACCACCGGUCCUGCGCGUGCGCUCUUAGACCCCAUCCGUGCGGCGAGAUCGCGAAACGAGGACGCGCGAGAGAAAGACGAUCGACCCGGAAGCCUGUUCACCUAGUUUAGCAUCUAAGUAGCCUCACUACCACGAGCAAUCAGCGCCAGCAAGUCCCGCAAAGCAGGUAGAUGCUCAACAAACCAGCGUGACAUGAGACACGCAGGCUAACAGCCUACCCUGCUAUCAGCCUCAGCCAGCCCCUCGUCCUCUGACUCCUUUCUGCCCUCUCCUCUUCUCUAUUUAAUUGCCUGAUUCCUUAUUUUUUUUGCUGGCAUCCGGGAACUUGGGAAGCUAGAUUGAUCUGCAUCGGAGCCUCUUUAUCCCUCCCAUCGAUCGCAUCCAACCCUCCACCAUGGCAUCCAAACCGCGCGCCCAUCUGUCGCACAGCCACGCGCACGAAGAGAACAUCCCCGGCACCGUCAACCUCCAAGCAGCCGAGGGCGACGACACUGGAUAUGGCCAGGCGCUCUUCCCGGUCCCGGCGGAGGACCCGAACGACCCCUUGCAGUGGACCAAUUUCAAGAAGACGAUGAUCCUGGUCAUCUGCUCCGUCUACUCUUUUCUCGGCAACGCUGCCAUCAUCGGGCCCUCGCCCUACAUAGAGCUCUGGUCCCGUGAGUUCGGGAUCACGCCCGGGGUGGCGUCCGAGCUCAUCUCGUACCCAAACCUCGCCUUCGGAUUCGGCUCGUUGGUCUUCGUGCCCUGCUACCUCAAGUUUGGCCGCCGACCGGUCAUGCUCUUCUCGCUCCUCACGUUCGCCGUGGGCUUGAUAGCCUCCUCCCAGUGCACGUCGUACAAUGGGCUCCUGGCAGCCCGUCUCGUCCACUGCUUCGGAUCGUCGGUGUGCGAGGCCCUGCCUGUCCAGCUGGUCAACGACAUCUUCUACCUGCACGAGCGAGGGAAGCGCAUUGGCUACUACACAGUCUGCCUAUGUCUCGGAACGUUUGCCGGCCUCCCCGCGGGAUACAUGCUCAACGCCGGCCUCGGGUGGAGGCUUUUCUUCUAUGUCGAGUUCGCGUUCGCCAUGGUGCUCCUCAUCAUGGCCUUCUUCUACGUCGAGGAGACUUCCUACGACCGGGCAGCCCACAUGACGCCCCCCACACCGUCAAAUGCCUCGGAGAAGGAAGGUGUCCAGGAGUUCGAGAAGGGAGACCGGGAGACCGGCUACGUUGUGCCCAGCCGCAAGACUUUUAUCGAGACGCUGAGUCUCAAGGGGAGGGUCGACCCUGACGUCCCCCUAUUCAUGACGAUGAUUCGCUCGUGGACUUAUUUCCUAGCGCCUCAGUCGCUGUGGGUGAUUACUACUUUCGGAAUCAAUGGUAAGCGUAGUCAAAUUGGAUUAUCGGCCUUGGCCUUCUCCUACACUUUCCCGAUCUUGAUCGUGUCACCUCCGUACAACUGGCCAGUGACCAACUCUGGGCUCUUCUCUCUGGCCUCCGUAGUCGGCUACGGACUCGCCAUACCCUUCACGUCGUCCUCAGACCGCCUCGCAGCUUACUUUACGAAGCGCAACAACGGCAUCCGCGAGGCUGAGAUGCGUCUGGGCGUCAUGCUGCCUGCCAUGCUGAUCGGCCCCGCCGGGGUAGUUCUGUACGGGUUCACCGCCGAGAGGGGCUUGCAUUGGAUAGGCUUCUUCGUGGGCGGAGCCAUGAACUACUGGGCCGCCUACUUCUUCUUCUCGUUCACGCUCGCCUACGCGGUGGACUCGUACUAUUCCAACACAUCCGAGAUGCUGAUCGCCAUGAACAUUGGCAAGCAGGCCAUCAGCUUCGGGUUUGGGGUCAAGGUCCUGGACUGGGUCAUGGAGAGCGGCUACGCCGUGGUGAUGGCAGGCAUCUUCGGCGGCGUGCUCUUGGCGAACAACCUCGUCCUCCUCGUCUUCAUCAUCUGGGGGAAGCGGAUCAGGAAAUACAUGUCAGAAACCUGGCUGGCGCGGUUACACUUCAAGAGCAUCAGAGAGGUAACCACCCACUAG
Durotheca rogersii is the source of this 2275-nucleotide messenger RNA. Its product is annotated as putative MFS transporter. The coding region runs from base 653 to 2275 and encodes 540 amino acids. Gene Ontology annotation, biological process: transmembrane transport. The transcript has 8 exons. Gene Ontology annotation, molecular function: transmembrane transporter activity. NCBI's taxonomy places the organism in Eukaryota, Fungi, Ascomycota, Sordariomycetes, Xylariales, Xylariaceae. The record is from RefSeq and is a predicted model, not a curated record.